Episyrphus balteatus (marmalade hoverfly) is the source of this 3277-nucleotide messenger RNA. RefSeq lists its product as uncharacterized. The record is from RefSeq and is a predicted model, not a curated record. Bases 573 to 2810 code for a protein of 745 amino acids. The transcript is spliced from 8 exons. Lineage: Eukaryota; Metazoa; Arthropoda; Insecta; Diptera; Syrphidae.
CAUCAUACAAACAAAUAAACGAGUAAAAUAGAGGAAUAAUUAUUGUUUGGCAGACAUUUUUGUUUGGAUUCUACACUUCUCUGUGUUUUCUGAUGAUGAUGGAUGCUGCUGCUGAAUGACUGAAUUGAAAGUGUUAAAUGAGGAGCCCAGGAGGAUGUAGAUGAUAAUGAUGAUUUUGUGGACAUACAAUUUGAGGGAUAAUUAAAUAAGGAUCAUUGGACUAUCACAAUAACAACAAAACUGACAUUCAUUUUAUCAAAGGAAAAGCAAACCAACACACACAAAGGACAAAAAAUGCCAACCAUCCAUGAACAUCACCAGCAUCAACAAUCGACGUGACUUGAAGGCAUCAGUGCGACGCUGAUGUCUGCUGCCUUCGUUUUGCUUAAAUCGACAAAUUCACGGUCUAUCAGUUCCUUCGAAUUCAAGGCAGCAGUAUCACCUGUUAUUUGCUGGUAACUUGGUUCCAUCGCAUAACCUAACACAGGGAGUUUUUUUUUUUUUGGAAAAACACCCUCCGUCUCGCAUCGAAUCAACUUUUACUUCCACACACACACAACACACACACAAAAAUGUCCAUUGUUCAUCCAAAAAGUCAAUGGCAAUGGCUGCUGCUCUUGUUGCUGUCAUUUGUUCUUGUCCAAGCAUUCGAAACACCCAGCGAGUCAUCGUCAUCAACGUCAUCACAAUGCGAACAUGACAGUAUUCCAGAUUUAAUUAAGUCAAGUCCGGUGAUCCUAAAAGCGCUUGGUGCACGAAUAUUCACCGAUUACGAAAGCUAUCCAUUCCAGGAUGAUGUUGACAUUGAAAUCACCGAAGAGCUUAUAUUGAAGGCUCAACAACAAAGGGAUAUGCCGCCAGCAGCGGCAGUGAUAGCUGCGGCAGCAGCAAACAGAAGGAGCAGCACGAGUAGUGGCAGUGAUGCAAGUAGUAGUUGGAGUAGUAGAAGGAGCAAUGGCAAUCAUCUGGAUGAUGAUAACGAAGAUGAUGAUGUUUCCUUAUCGGAGGAUUCUCUGCUGACAUCGUCGGGGACAGGUUUCGAUGGUGGUAGUAGUAGCAGUCAAUGGGCUGCAAUGGGUGCUAGAGCGGCUGCUGGCAGUGAAUUAACAUCGACGCUUAUCACAUUAACGCCGGUGACAAUAUACAAGGGUGCGUCGGUAUUGAAAGUUACCCAACAGCCAGAUGGAAUGAACAGCGCUAGUGAAUCAUCCUAUCAGUAUGAGGAACAAUUAAAUGCUACCCUAGAGCCAUUGGCGUGCUUCGAUAGUAAUAUCCUUAAGCUGUUACCAACCGAAAUAAUAGCAUUUGGAAAAUUGGUCAGUGACCAGCAGCGGCCGGAUGUUUUACGAAUCAGCAUUAAUGGCCUACACCGAUGGAGUCCGCAAUUCGAGAAUCGCAUUUGGAAAUAUCUGGGUUGGGAUGAUUGGAGCGAUUUUACUCUUUGCAGUGUUCAAUGCGGCAAAGGUGUCCAACAACGAUUUCGACGAUGUCUACUUGACAAUCCAAUGAUAAACAUCAACAUGAACAACAACAACAAUAAUAUAAAUGGCAAUGAGAUGCAGCAAAGACAGCAACAGCUGCCAUCAGACCAACAACAGCAGGAUAUGUUGGAUGUCAGUAGUAGCAGCAGCAGCAGCAGUAGUAGUAGUCCAUCAAAUGUGCCCAAUCAGCAGAAGCAACAUCAUAAUCAUCAUCAUCAUCAACAGCAGCUGCAGCAAUUUCAACAUACAAAAGAAAGUCACAGCAGAAGUAGUAGUAGUAAUAGUAGGAGUGGUAGUGAGAAUAGUCGAAGUAGAAAUCAUUCGACCAGUCCGGAAAAGGACACCAGCAGUAACAUCAGCAAUGAAACAAAAUCAACUAGCACAACAGGACGAAGAGGCGUUACAACAGGAGUAGAAGGAAGAAGUGGAGGAGUAACUGCAGCAGCAACUGACAGUAUUUCCUUAAAUAAAUUGAAGAAACGUAGGAAACGGAAGAAAGCCAAAAGCCUGUCAACAAUGUCCUGCGAAGGAUAUAACAUCGAACAGAGAAAUUGCAAUACAUUUGAGUGUACUGACGACAUAAGUGACUUAUUAAAAUUUUAUAAAAAGUUCCUGCCACUUGAAGAACUACCAACUACUUUGGUGCCACAACAACAGUCUGAAUCAUCGAUGGUGCAACAGCAGCAGCCAACAGUAUCAGAAUUGGUGGCAUUAGGAGUUGGAGCGACUUUGUCAUCUUCCUCAUCCUCGUCAUCAUCGUUGCCGUCAUCGUCUGUGUCAGGUUCGAGUGUUCCUGCUGCAGCGUCGUCAACAGCAUCUACAACACUUCUUCCAAACACCGGAUAUAUAAGAAGCUGGAAAAAUUCGCUGAAUUUCACGCUAAUGAUCACAUUGAGAUUGAAGAAUGAUACAAAAUCCACAUCGACAGUAUUCUCUAUACGAAACACAACCCAUAACCUUUAUGUGGAAACCUCUGUCGAUGGCCUAAGGCUGUUCCAGGAGCGAGACAAUGCCACCGAAAUGUUACCUGUAAAAUUCCAAUUGUACGACAACCGCUGGCAUCAGGUUUCAAUCAGUUUUCAAAAUGGAGAUUUUAUAUCCAUUUAUGUUGAUUGCACAUGGACAAACAGUUUUGUUGUUUCAAAACGAUUGUUUUCGCUGCCAAACGAUGCUGACGUUGAAAUUGGACGUGGAUUCAGUGGUGAACUUCAACAACUCCUCGUCCUACCUGACAACCAAGAACGACAUCAAUGUUCCAAUGUACGAACUUCAAUCAACGAAGUAAAACGCUAUAUUAUUGAUACAUUUAUUGAUGAUUAUGGAAACUAAAUAGAUUUAUAUAAAUUUAUUAUUUAUAUUUAAAUUUAUUAAAACCAAAAAAUUAGUUAUUAAAUAAAUAAAUAAAAAAAUAAUUUUAUAGAAUGAAAAAUCGAAAGAAAGAGCGAGAAGAAAUGAAAAAUAAAAAUCAAAGGGGUUCCAAUAAAUAAAAAAUACAGAAAAUAAUAAAAAAUUGAAAUAAAAAUCAACAAAAAAAUUCCUAUUUUGUGAGAAGUGAAAAUGAAACAUUGAAAAAGAAAUAAUAAAGCAAAAGCAGACAAAAAACAAUAAAUAAAAAUGAAAAACUAUAAAGCCUAACAAAAUAAAUAAUUUUAUUUAAAAAACAAAAUGUAAGUUAAAUAAAAAUAUUGACAAAAUGCAAAAAAAGAAAAAUAAUACCUACGUUAUUAACUAUAUAGAAUAUCUAUUUAUAAAUAAAUAAAUAAAAAAAAAAAAUGUUAAAUACAUAAGUUUUUUGA